ACUCACACGGGUGAAAAGCCGUUUUCAUGUGUGAACUGUGGAAAAAGUUUUAGUCGUAAACAGAAUUUAACUCUGCACAUGAGGAUUCACACUGGUGAAAAGCCGUUUUCAUGUGUGAACUGUGGAAAAAGUUUUAGUCAUAAACAGAAUUUAUCUGAGCACAUGAGGAUUCACACUGGUGAAAAGCCGUUUUCAUGUGUGAACUGUGGAAAAAGUUUUCGUCAAAAACAGGAUUUAACUCGGCACAUGAGGAUUCACACUGGUGAAAAGCCGUUUUCAUGUGUGAACUGUGGAAAAAGUUUUAGUCAAAAAACAUUAACUCAGCACAUGAGGAUUCACACUGGUGAAAAGCCGUUUUCAUGUGUGACCUGUGGAAAAAGUUUUAGACAUAAACUUUGUUUAACUCAGCACAUGAGGAUUCACACUGGUGAAAAGCCGUUUUCAUGUGUGAACUGUGGAAAAAGUUUUAGUCAUAAACAUAAUUUAACUAAGCACAUGAGGAUUCACACUGGUGAAAAGCCGUUUUUAUGUGUGAACUGUGGAAAACGUUUUACUCAUAAACACCAUUUAACUAAGCACAUGAGGAUUCACACUGGUGAAAAGCCGUAGAAGUAUUUCCGAUAUAGGCCUGUCGCGAUAAACGAUAAAUCAAUUGAUCACACAAUAAAUUAAACUAUCAACCUCAUUUCAAUUAUCGUCUAUAUCAUUUCUUCCUGCCUUUUUACCUUACUGUUGGUUCUCUUACACUGAAUGAAAAAUGGCUCCACUCCACUGACCCUCUGUUGACAUUAUGAAUGUUUUUGUGCUCUCAUUUGUUGUUGUUGUUGUUUUUUUCUCAUUAUUGGAUUAUUGUGUGUCACAUCACGUGACCUGUCUAAUUGAACACACUUCUGUACAAUAAAAGGGUGUGUCCUCCAAACAAAGGGAGAACAACACGAAA
This is a messenger RNA of Poeciliopsis prolifica (blackstripe livebearer), 940 nucleotides long. Its product is annotated as gastrula zinc finger protein XlCGF8.2DB-like. Lineage: Eukaryota; Metazoa; Chordata; Actinopteri; Cyprinodontiformes; Poeciliidae. The record is from RefSeq and is a predicted model, not a curated record.